AUGUCUACACAAAAAGCAGUCGUUUGCGCCUCCAAGGGCGUUUCUGAGCUGCGCAAUGACGUCCCUCUGCCCAAGCUUCCUGCCGACAACUGGCUUCUUGUCAAGACCAAGGCUGUAGCCUUGAACCCAACUGACUGGAAGAGCAUUGAGUGGUCGACAGCGCCAGGCGCUCUUGCUGGCUGUGACUAUGCUGGUGUAGUCGAGGAGGUCGGCAAGGCUGUGACCAACUACAAGGUUGGAGACCGAAUUGCUGGUUUUGUUCGUGGAGGUGACCCUGCUGAUCAUUCCAACGGCGCUUUCGCCGAACACAUCAAGGCCAAGACUGGAAUCAACCUCAAGAUUCCCGACAACAUGUCCUUCGAGGAUGCAUCGACUUUGGGUGUAGGAAUCACAACCGUAGCUCAAGGUUUGUACCAGGAGCUUGGUCUACCACUGCCGCCCGCCAAGGUGCAAGAACCAACCACAGUCCUUAUCUAUGGCGGCUCCACCGCGACAGGAACGCUCGCCAUCCAGUACGCGAAGGCAUCAGGCUGUGAGGUUAUCGCGACAUCCUCACCGCACAACUUCGACAUGCUUCGCAAGCUCGGCGCCGACCAGGUCUUCAACUACAAGGAUGCCGAUGUUGGCGCCCGGAUCCGAAAAGCUACUAACGACAAGCUGAAGCUGGCUUUCGAUUGCAUUGCCGAAGGAAACUCGUUUGACAUCACCGCUGCUGCCAUCAGCUCCAGUGGUGGUCACAUGUCUGCUCUUCUGCCAGUCAAGAACUACCCGAGAAGUGACGUCAAGACCAAAUUCACCUUUGCCUACACCGCGCUCGGUGAGAAGUUCAAUGAGAACGUCGGUGCCAGCCAGGAAGAUUACGAGUUUGGUGCCAAGUUCUGGAAGCAGGCCGAGGAGUGGCUCAACAGUGGCAAGAUCAAGACCCACCCGGCUGAGGUCAGAAAUGGACUGUCCGGUGUUCCACAGGGCUUGCAAGACUUGAAGGAUAACAAGCUUUCCGGUCUUGAGACUUUGGAGGGUCGGAAGAGAACUACUGAAGCUUCUUCAGUCUUCACGAUGCUUUCAAUUCUUCUGGCAGCGGCGCCUCUAGCCUCGCUCGUGUGUGCAUCCUUUGACGGCAACUUGAACUACCACUCACCUUCUCGCCGGCAUGAGGGUCUCGGCAUAGACGUGCCCAAGGUCGCAAAGAGGAGCCUUGUGAAACGGGCAACUCCUUGGGAUCCUGCCCAGUUGAGCUUCACGCACGGCGUCGCUUCUGGAGAUCCCUACCCGGACUCGGUCAUUCUCUGGACACGCAUCGCACCAUCGCUUGAGAACGAUAGGUCGAAUGUAACCGUCACGGGUAAUGUAGCGUUCUACAACCACGAGACGGAGAAGUACAUCAAGGCCUCGCCAAACCCGAUUUGCGUGGACUACCGCGUUGGUACGGAUAGCAAUUUCUCAAGCAUCGCGGAUCAAGGCCAGACAUACACCACUUCCGACAUCGACUUCACUGUCAAGAUUGAAGCGAAGAAUCUUUCUCCCUUCACGCAGUACUACUACCAGUUCAAUGUUUGUGGCAGCUCGAACAAGAGUCCGCUGGGCAGAACUAAGACUAGUCCUCAUGAGGACGACGAUGUUUCCAAGAUCGGCCUUGCUAUCUUCUCUUGCUCUAACUGGCAGAACGGAUACUUCAAUGCGUACGGGAACGCGGCCAGGAAGGACCAGGUAGAUUAUUUCGUUCAUCUCGGUGACUACAUUUAUGAGUCCACCAAAGGCAAACUCGGUCAGGAUCCGCGAGCUACAAACCCGUCAAGAGAGAUUGUCACACUAUAUGACUACCGAACAAGAAUCGGCCAGUACCGUACCGAUGACGACUUGCUUCUUGCACACCAAAACUUUGCAUGGAUUCCAACUUGGGAUGAUCAUGAGGUCGCAAACAAUGGAUAUCGCGAUGGUUUCAGCAACAUGAACAACACCGAGCAGAGCUUCCGAAAGUUCGGAGGCGUGAGUGUUGACUCAAGAAAGAUGAAUGCCGUCAGGGCAUACUUCGAGUGGAUGCCUAUUCGUCAGGUUGACAUGGACGACAACCUGCGCAUCUGGCGUAAUUUUAAGAUGGGUAAACUUUUUGACCUGAUCAUGCUCGACACACGCAACUACGACCGAUCCAUCACGACACUCAACUGGAACGACGACUACAUUGCGGAUCUUAAAGAUGAUGCUGGCCGCUCACUGAUGGGUAGCCUUCAAGAGAACUGGUUCUACAACCAGCUUUCCAAAUCGCAUGAGCGAGGGGCUACUUGGAGGAUCGUCGGAAACCAAAUCAUCUUCUCGCGGAUGAACAAUAGCGCCGUGUACGACGAAGAGUUGAACGCUGAUCAGUGGGACGGAUACACUGCGAACCGCAACCGUACCCUUCACCAUCUUUACAGCAACGAGAUUCCGAAUACCGCCUUCUUGGCUGGUGAUUCUCAUGCUAACUGGGUGUCUGAUCUUGUUUGGCUUGACGAGACCCCGUACGACCAAUCUACAGGUGCUGGCGCUAUUGGCGUCGAGUUUGCCGGCACGGCCGUCUCCUCCAGUGGUUAUGGUGCUGGAAGAUCUAUUGCAAACUCGAGCGAUCGUUCUGCAGCCCUGGUACGCGACAACCGCGAGCUUCAGUGGACCGAGGGUUACUACAGAGGAUACUACGAGCUAUUUAUCUCACCCGAGGAGCUCAACGCGCAGUACUAUGGUAGGUUACUUUAUCGCUCUCCAUCUGUGGCAUCCCGAAAUCCUUUCGACAUUAGCCUUGCAAACUUCACGGUCAAGGCCGGUGCCAACCACCUGGAAAGGACCAACGGAACUGUCGUCGCUACUGGCGGUCAUGUUGAGAGCGGCGCGCUUCAACGCGGAGCCACCACCCCAACAAAUUUGACGCUCAACACCCUCACUGGGACGUGGAAUGUCACUGGUUUCGAGCAGAUGUUCGUUACAUACGCGACCGCACUCCCUGCUGAACUCAUCAUAUCAACCAGAAAACCAUCGCAAGCGACCACAUCCAGUUCGAGCGACAAGAUGGCAUCCACCAUGAAGGCCUGGCAGUAUAACAGCACAAAAGGCGGAAUCGAGAAGAAUCUGCAGAUCAACGACACUGCACCUCAACCUACGCUUCACGAUGAACAGAUCCUCGUUCAAGUUCUUGCCAUGGCGAUCAAUCCCGUCGAUCAUAAGGUGACUGAAGGCCCAAUGCCACUGCGACUCGUAGGCUCCGACAUCACUCCGGGUGCGGACUUUUGUGGCAAAGUCGCCAAAGUUGGAAAGAAGGUCGACGAGUUCCAGAUCGGCGAGUUUGUGUUUGGCGCAAAAGUUGGUGCGCUGACGGGAGGGAGUUUGGCGCAAUAUGUGGUUGUGGAGAGAAAUAUGUUGGCGACAUUACCAGAGGGCGUAAAGGUCGAGGACGCAGCUGGUGUGGGAAUCGUAGGAUUGACCGAAUACCAAGCUAUCGCGCCAAACGUUAAGAGCGGCGACAAAGUCUUCAUUAAUGGCGGCUCUGGCGGCACAGGUGUAUAUGGCAUCCAGAUCGCAAAAGCGCUUGGUUGCCACGUUACCACAACGUGCUCAACACCCAACGUCGACCUCUGCAAAAGCCUGGGCGCAGACGAAGUCAUCGAUUACAAAACCUCUGAUGUCAUUGAUACUCUUUCUUCCAAGGGUCAGGUUUUUAGCCUUGUAGUCGAUAACAUCGGCACGCCAUCUAACCUCUACAAAGCUGCAUCUUCCUAUCUUAUGCCAGCCGGAAAGUUCAUCCAGAUCGGAUCAACAUUGAGCAUGGAUAGCAUAAAGACAGUGGGUUCGAAUAUGCUGUUACCAGGCUUUCUGGGCGGUGGGAAGAAUAGCUAUCAGAUGCUGAUGGCGAAGCCGUCGGCGGAUGCGCUAAGGCAACUUGGCGAGUGGAUGAAGGAGGGUAAGUUGAAGGGCAUUGUUGAUGCAGUGUUUGAUUGGGAAGACGCGCCGAAAGCCUUUGAGAAAUUGAAGACAGGGAGGGCGAGGGUACAUAAUGCGAUCAACCACAUAUUUCACGUCAAAGGUUCAGAGUCUUUUCCCCAACUCAACGCAAUACACCAAUACCUAGAGAACGCAAUGACUGAUAAAAUGGCUCCCAAGAAUCAACUCAUAGCCAAAAUUGAAACAAUGGCACUGUUCAAGAAAAAGAUCCAGGAUAAUUGUGAGAUGGAAAGCACUGUCGAUAUCGAGAUUAAAGAACUUGAAUCCAGACGAAGCACACUUCAGCGCAAGAAGCGGAACUUAUACACCGCCUUCGAAAAGGCAUACAAUGACUACUUGCGCAUGUGGAACAGUAAGUUCGCUGCGAAGAUCUUCGAAAUUCUGGCUCGCGAGCUGCGAGACAUGGUCUACUGUCAUCUCAUCGGCGGUGCUCCAACGGCCCACAUUCUACCACGUCACGCCCGCGGCCUUGACAAUGAGCUUCAACACUACUUCAUCGGAGAUUACAUGGGAAAUGAGUUUGCUAUGGAGAUCGCACAAGUCUUCAACCGAUAUGCCUGUUACAACGUUCGUCAUAUUGAUGAUGUUGUUCCUCUACUGCGCAACGGCCCUUUCUUGGUUCAUCCAUCCUGUCGACCUCUCGAUCACCUCCGAACGCUCUCGGUGUGUGUCUCCAUGGAACCUUACUUUAGCUCCAACAACUAUCAUCAAGUAGUUAUCCUGCAGAGAAAGGCUGAGAGCAAAGCAACAAUGGACGACUAUGAGAAACAAGUCAGUUGGCUUAGCGAUCUUGCGACCACGGAGCAUGAAUCACGACUCGCGAUUACCCUCUCCGUCGAGGUACGAACUUCAUUUGCCAUGGAGAGAUACAAAGCUGUUCUGCUCCCACAUAUCCAAGAACUUGUGAAAAAGAAAUGCAAGGUUUUCGUGUCCUGGUGGAACAUGGACAGAUCUUCAUGGCGUAACAUCGCCAAAGCUUUCGUAAGGAAUGUCUCUAGUGCGCAAGCAGAUGAAAAGAAGGUUGGAAUUGAGGAAGGCAGCGACAAUGGAGAUGAAGACGAGAGGGUCAAGGUGUAUUCGUUUUCGGCAAUGUUGUCGGAUGAGGAGGCUUGGAUCAAUUUCGCGCAAGCUGCAAGAGUUGGGGACGGGGAUGACGUUGUGGCGGCAAAAGCGCUGUUGAACGGCACAGACUUCGAUCGUGGUGAUGUGUACAAUGGCAGUACCAUCAUAUCCGGAGCGACGCUAGUACCCACAACAAUGACCGAAACUCAGGAAGGAUUGAUUGGCUUCACCCCGGAACCGCAGACAAGUGCCAGUUGGAGCGCUGAAGGCGUCUUGGGACCCAUAGCUACGCCUACGCCAUCCGCCGCGCCGGCGCCUCGACCACCGGCCACUCCUCAAAUACCAAUCCUUGCCCUCACAUACGCGGGUGCAGGCGGCCCUAAGCACUGUCGCGGCGAACUCCUACAGAAAACGUAUUUUCCGCCACCCCUCGAGAAAUGGAAGAACGGUACUUGCAUCACUCUUCCAAGCGAAGCGCGAUGCGGCGUGUUCUAUUCGAAUAAGGGUGACAAUUGUGAAGCGCAACUGUUCAACAUGCCAGAUUGUUACAACACAACGCGAUCAUACGUGAACACAGUCGUUUUCAUGCCCGAGGAGAGAGCCGUUGGCGCGCUUUGGAGCAGCAUGUGGGUGCGAUGCGGUGUUGACGUACCGGAAGCCAAGAUGCUUGAUCCAAGUAUUCUCGGAGGAGCGCUAAAGAAGAAACCUGGCGGUGGCUGA
Molecule: messenger RNA, 5748 nt
Organism: Alternaria burnsii
Lineage: Eukaryota; Fungi; Ascomycota; Dothideomycetes; Pleosporales; Pleosporaceae
Exons: 20
Coding region: 1-5748 (1915 amino acids)
Molecular function (GO): oxidoreductase activity, acting on NAD(P)H
Source: RefSeq, a predicted model, not a curated record